Messenger RNA from Rotaria sordida, 1203 nucleotides. The record is from the annotation of a GenBank genome assembly. Lineage: Eukaryota; Metazoa; Rotifera; Eurotatoria; Philodinida; Philodinidae.
AUGUAUCAUGAAAAUGAAAAUCUUGUAUUCGAACCUCUUCUUUCAUCAAAUCAAUAUAGUGAACAAUCUACCAAUGAUUUAUUAAUAAGUGAAGAACAACGAGAUUUUCAAUCCGUAUAUUUUACGUACAUCUCGAGAAUAAAAAAUUUGUGUUGUACAAUGACUAUUCGAACACCGAGUAUGUGUUGUUGUGAAGUAUUAAAAUGGAUUCCAGUUAUAUUUAUCCUUGGACUUGUUGGAUGGUCUUAUUAUGCUUAUGUUGUGCAAAUGUGUAUCUUUACAAUUGACAGUGUGCCUAAAAAAGUGAUUUAUUUAUUUAUUUAUCAUAUAUUAUUAAUACUUAUUUUGUGGUCUUAUUAUCAAACAGUGUUUGCACCUUUGGUUGGACCACCUCGACAAUUUUAUAUAGGUGAAGUUGAAAGUGCAUCUAUUGCUACAAUACAAACAGUUAAUGAGCGACGUGCUACUCUUAUUCGUCUUUCUCGUCAAGCAAAUUUACCAUUAGUAACACGACAUUUUGAUGGAAGUAUUCGUUAUUGUUCGAUAUGCAAAUGUAUAAAACCUGAUCGAGCUCAUCAUUGUUCAGUAUGUGAACAAUGUGUUCUUCGAUAUGAUCAUCAUUGUCCAUGGACAAAUAGUUGUAUUUCAUAUGGAAAUUAUAAAUUUUUUAUUUUAUUUCUUGGUUGGGCAUUAAUUUUUUGUACAUAUGUUGCGGGAACAUCACUUCAAUAUUUUAUUCUAUUUUGGCAGAAUGUAGCCAAUUCGGAAAACAAUGAAACUAGUUCAGUAUCAACAAGUGGAAGAUUUCAUUUGCUUUUUCUUUUUUUUAUUGCUAUUAUCUUUGCUGUUAGUGUAUCAUCAUUAUUCUUUUAUCAUUUAUUUUUAAUUGGAAAAAAUCGAACGACAGUGGAAUCACAUCGAGCACCAAUAUUUGCAAAUGGACCUCAAAAAGAUGGUUUUGAUUUAGGUUGUAAACAAAAUAUUCAAGAAAUUUUAGGAACUGAUCUUAUUAAAGCAUUAAUACCAAUAAAUACAACACAAGGCGAUGGAAUUCACUAUCAAGUAAAUAGUAUGCUACUGGAAGAUUUACAAGAACGAUCUAGAAAUCCAACUAGAGACGUUGUUUUGCCACUUGAUACUCUAGCAAAUCCAAUUAAUAACGAUCGGAACUAUUUGUUGAGCAGCAAUACCAACAGAAGAUAG